This is a messenger RNA of Drosophila elegans, 2230 nucleotides long. RefSeq names its product elongation of very long chain fatty acids protein 6 (gene Baldspot). Gene Ontology annotation, cellular component: endoplasmic reticulum membrane. The coding region runs from base 255 to 1205 and encodes 316 amino acids. NCBI's taxonomy places the organism in Eukaryota, Metazoa, Arthropoda, Insecta, Diptera, Drosophilidae. The transcript is spliced from 5 exons. Gene Ontology annotation, biological process: fatty acid elongation, monounsaturated fatty acid; sphingolipid biosynthetic process; fatty acid elongation, saturated fatty acid. Gene Ontology annotation, molecular function: fatty acid elongase activity. The record is from RefSeq and is a predicted model, not a curated record.
CAACCGCAAGCCAACCGUUCAUUCGCUUUGCGCCGGCAAUCCGAGUAGAUUUUUAAAUUGAAUUGAAUCGCUGGACGAAAAGUGUGUGCACAGCCGUGAGUGGUGCGAUCCAGCCAAUUGAUAUUGCGAUAAGGAGCGGCGAGUAAAAGUAAUUACCUCAUAGCCAUCACCGUUCGAAAAUAGUAACCGUGUUUUCUGUGAUAUCUGUGAACCACGUAACAUAGCCACCAACGCAUCACACAAAACCCACCAAAAUGAUUAACAUGGACAUUAGCGUUACGCCCAACUACUCGUACAUCUUCGAUUUCGAGAACGACUUCAUACACCAGCGCACACGGAAAUGGAUGCUGGAGAAUUGGACAUGGGUGUUCUACUACUGCGGCAUCUACAUGCUGGUCAUUUUCGGUGGUCAGCACUUUAUGCAAAAUCGGCCGAGAUUUCAACUGCGCGGCCCGCUGAUCAUAUGGAACACCUUGCUGGCCAUGUUCAGCAUCAUGGGAGCUGCCCGAACGGCGCCUGAGCUGAUUCACGUGCUGCGUCACUACGGACUCUUCCACUCCGUCUGCGUGCCCAGCUACAUCGAGCAAGAUCGCGUGUGCGGCUUCUGGACCUGGCUCUUCGUGCUCAGCAAACUGCCAGAGCUGGGCGACACGAUAUUUAUCGUGCUCCGCAAGCAGCCACUCAUCUUCCUGCACUGGUACCACCACAUCACUGUGUUGAUCUACUCGUGGUUCAGCUACACGGAAUACACCAGCUCGGCCCGCUGGUUCAUUGUGAUGAACUACUGCGUGCACUCGGUGAUGUACAGCUACUACGCACUGAAGGCGGCCCGCUUCAAUCCGCCCAGGUUCAUCUCGAUGAUCAUUACCUCGCUGCAGCUGACGCAAAUGAUCAUCGGCUGUGCGAUCAACGUAUGGGCCAAUGGCUUCCUGAAGACGCACGGCACCUCAUCCUGCCACAUUUCGCAACGCAACAUCAACCUGUCGAUCGCCAUGUACUUCAGCUACUUUGUCCUGUUCGCGCGCUUCUUCUACAAGGCGUACCUGGCGCCCGGUGGCCACAAGAGCCGUCGCAUGGCCGCCUCCCUUGCUGCCCAAAACGCUGUCAAGCAGUCGAGCAGCCCCCAGCAGAGCAGCGAGAGCUCCAAGUUCAUUGGCGCUGGCGAGGAUCAGGUCGCCUACCUGCGCAAAGCGAAGGCGCAGUAAGGAGGGCAGUAGUUCAGCAAACACCCACACCUACUCCCAUUACAACCACUCCCCCUGUUAACAGCUAAGGACAUUUAUUUAUGUAGCGGUGUACAAGUUGUUUUUUAAUUUUAAACCUGGGUGGCACACUCAACACACAUAUACACACACACACGAUCGGUCGGGAAAGAAUUAAAUUUGUAAGCGAAAAGUUGAACCGGGUAAACAGGCAUACAAACUAUAUAUCUGAACAUGUAUAUAAAAAAAACAGACAAACCUAUGCUAACCAAAAUUCAGAGUCGAGUCAUAAAACUGUAUGUAACUGGGGGCCAGAAGUCUUGCAAACGAAGCGGUGGCAUGUAAAGCUUAGGGUUUAAGGACACUUAAUGUGCAAGCAUGAAUAUAAGCUUCCAGAAGUGUCCAUUAGCAGCCAGCCAAAGGGAAAUAUUAAAGAAAGGAAAGGAAUUUAGCUGCUUACUAGUUUGCAUGAGUUAAAUUUAUAGUCACUAUGAAACCUCUUCGUAUAUUUCCCAAAUACAGUUCUAUGCAAUCCAUUUAAACGUGUGUUGUUAAGCCCAAAGUCGUAUAUGUAUAGAUAAUAUAAUUCGCAGAUAUAUUGACAGCCUCUAAAUUCAUGUUUGUUUUCAACUAGCCUUCGAAUUGAGUUCGAUAUUUAUUAUUUGCGUUGUCAGCGAUAAUUUGCCUUCUCAGGUGGGAUUUUGUUUUGCCUCCCAGUUUUAGUUAAAAUUCUCAAAAGGAUCGAACUCCGGCCUAUAAUUGUGUUAUAUCGUUCAAUAAAUGAUAUAUACUGGCAUUUUUGGUAUAGAAUUCAAUUUUAGUUGUUGGAAAAAGGUCUGAGAACUUUGUACUUCUAAGUCUAUACGCAUAUAUAUUUAUAAAACCUAUAUUAACGGAAUAUUUAACAAGUGAAACUAAAAGAAACCAUUACCAACCAAUAACGAAACACUAUGAGUUAGAUUAUUGUUGUUCCAAGAUCCAGAGCGCAAAUUGUUAUUAUAAAGUAAUAAAGUGUUUUGAAAUCUGUA